UAGACAAAAAGCAAAUUCGAUUGAUUUUCUUAUUUGAAUUCAAAAUGGGUCGUAAAGCAGAGGAGACAACUCGCAACAUCAACAACGCAUUUGGCCCAGUAACUGCUAAUAAAUGUAUAGAGCAGUGGUGGUUUAAGAAGUUUUGCAAAGGAGAUGAGAGCAUGGAAGAUGAGGAGUGUAUUGCCCAGUCAUCAGAGGCUGACAAUGACCAGCUGCGAGCCAUCAUCAAAGCGGAUCUUCUUACAACUACACAAGAAGUUGCCAAUGAACUCAACGCGGACCAUUCUAUAGUCAUUUGGGAUUUGAAGCAAAUUGGAAAGGUGAAAAAAGUCGGUACGUGGGUGCCUCAUGAGCUAACCAGAAAACAAAAAAUCGAUGUUUUGAAGUGUCAUCUUCUCUUAUUCUGUGCAAUAACAACAAACCAUUUCUCAAUCAGAUUGUGAUGUGUGAUGAAAAAUGGAUUUUAUAUGACAAGUGGCAAUGACCAGCUCUGUACUUGGACCAAGAAGAAGUCCAAAGCACUUCCCAAAGCCAAACUUGCACCAAGAAAAGGCCAUGGUCACUGUUUUAUGGUCUACUGUCAUUCUGAUCCACUAUAGCUUUCUGAAUCCCAGUGAAACCAUUACAUCUGAGAAGUAUGCACAGCAAAUUGAUUUGUUGUUCAGUCACUCAGUCAUGUUU
Cervus elaphus (red deer) is the source of this 681-nucleotide messenger RNA. Its product is annotated as histone-lysine N-methyltransferase SETMAR-like. Bases 45 to 443 code for a protein of 132 amino acids. The transcript has a single exon. The record is from RefSeq and is a predicted model, not a curated record. Lineage: Eukaryota; Metazoa; Chordata; Mammalia; Artiodactyla; Cervidae.